GUGGGUACCAACUUGACGAAGUUGUUGAAAUACAAAUGCGAAAUGCAUGGAACAUGGGGAAGCAGAGCCAUCGCUCAAGUUCACACUCACACGCACAGCUCAGCCACACACUGCAAAAUCCAAACCAAAAUGGCAGAAAAAGAAGCCAUCGAAGCUCAGAGCAAGUUCCGAUCAGAGUUCCUGCAAGUCCUCCGUAGCAGGCGACCAGCUCAAGUUCCGCUAACCGUCGAACUCGCGAAGCCAGUGGCCAAUCCUUUACAUCAGAACUCUCCUCCAUCUGUCGAAGAGUUGGAGAUUAUGAAGUCUUGUCCAAAGGCAGACAUAGAAAACCUUGAAGAUUUGCUCAAGGAGGAGAACCUGUACUUGACUAUGGAGGAAGGAGAGCAAGGACGGUUACCUUUGUUGAUUUUGAGUUUGAAGGAAAGCGAUAAGAAGAGAAGGCCUGCAGUUGUUUUCCUUCACAGCACAAACAAAUUUAAAGAAUACUUGCGUCCUUUACUUGAGUCUUAUGCUUCGCGAGGAUAUAUAGCAAUUUCCGUUGAUUCUCGUUACCAUGGUGAACGUGCUAGCAGCACAACCACCUAUCGUGAUGCUCUCAUUUCUGCCUGGAAAACCGGUGAGACGAUGCCAUUCAUAUAUGACACGGUCUGGGACUUGAUUAAAUUGGCAGAUUAUCUAACAGAGAGAGAGGAUAUAGACCCUUCUAGGAUAGGAAUCACUGGAGUAUCGCUUGGAGGAAUGCAUGCAUGGUUUGCCGCAGCUGCUGAUACUCGCUAUGCUGUAGUUGCUUCUGUGAUCGGUGUUCAGGGGUUCCGAUGGGCCAUAGACAAUGAUAAGUGGCAUGGUCGAGUUGACAGUAUAAAGCCUGUUUUUGAGGUGGCUCGUGAUGAUUUGGGUAGAGGUGCUAUUGACAAAGAAGUGGUGGAGAAGGUGUGGGACAGGAUUGCUCCUGGUUUAGCUUCCCAUUUUGAUUCGCCCUACUCAAUUCCAUCUAUUGCACCACGACCUCUGCUUAUUAUUAAUGGUGCAGAAGAUCCUCGAUGUCCCCUCGCAGGCUUGGAAAUUCCAAGGUUAAAAGCAAGCCCGGCAUACGGAGAGUUUCACUGUUUAGAUAAUUUCAAGUUUAUUGCGGAACCUGGAGUUGGACACCAAUUAACGAGAUUCCAGCUAAAGGAAUCAUCUGAUUGGUUUGACAGGUUUUUAAAGCCUUAGCCGGUGCCCUCGGAUGUGUUCAUAAAGUCCUGUAUGACUGUUAAAUACCAGCUUGCUCUGGCUCAUUCCAGUUGCCUUUGUAUGAUUGUAUGUGUCAUGUUACGAAUAAUGCGAAUGCUUUACCUGUUGAAUGUAUCCUCUAGUCUAAGGUGUCACCAUUAUUUGUAGUUCUAUAAAUGUUGAACCAUAGUUCUAUGUAACUUUUAUUUAUGCCAAGGAGACAUGAUUCUUAUGUGCUUUGGGUACACGCCCCUAAUGCAUUU
Molecule: messenger RNA, 1475 nt
Organism: Gastrolobium bilobum
Lineage: Eukaryota; Viridiplantae; Streptophyta; Magnoliopsida; Fabales; Fabaceae
Exons: 13
Coding region: 43-1212 (389 amino acids)
Biological process (GO): proteolysis
Molecular function (GO): serine-type peptidase activity
Source: RefSeq, a predicted model, not a curated record